Molecule: messenger RNA, 3568 nt
Organism: Helianthus annuus (common sunflower)
Lineage: Eukaryota; Viridiplantae; Streptophyta; Magnoliopsida; Asterales; Asteraceae
Product: histone-lysine N-methyltransferase ATX3
Exons: 22
Coding region: 558-3359 (933 amino acids)
Biological process (GO): regulation of transcription by RNA polymerase II
Molecular function (GO): protein binding
Source: RefSeq, a predicted model, not a curated record
AAUUUCAUCCACCUGCUACUUUCAUUUCUCUCUCUCUCCACCCCUUCAACAUACACAACUCUCUGUUCUCCCGAUAAACCAUCAAAAUUCACCCACUUUGUCGGUGAAAUUCAUCUGUUUUCCCGAUAAACUUUCAUCUUUCAUUCUCAAUUUCUCUCAAAGAAUCUAAAAUCGAUCUCAACUGAUUCAAAUUCCAUAAUCCUACGUUUCAAAUCCUCUGUUUCUUUCACAAUUCGAUUUAAACAAUUAGGGUUUCUACUUUCUAGUUCUGUUGUUCUCAAUUAUCAAAUUCUCUCAAUUCGAGUUUACUAGAUUCCUGCCGGUUUAUCAAAUUCUCCCAAUUUCAGCGGUUUGAUUCGUAAGAUACAGAAUGUGUAUAAAUUAGGUUAUUUUGAUCAAUUGAAGUUCUGCUUCUGUUUCUGUUUCUGUUUCUGUUUCAUCCGAUCGAUCAUACAGUGGCUGCAAGUGUUAAAUUUAUUGCAUGCUUUGGUGAGAACAGGUUGGUGUGAAACUGUGAAUCUAGGGUUUUUGUUUGUUGUGAAAAAGGGGUUUUUAUAAUGUUGAAACAGACGGUGAACUCGAAAAUGCCGAAUGUGAAAAGAUGUAAAUUGGAUGAAGUUGAUAGUGAAGAAACGGAAGAUGAUUAUCAUUCAGAUAUUGAAUUUGUUGCAAUUAAUAAUAAUAAUAAUGAUGAUGAUGAUGGGUUUUUGGAUUAUAAUAAUGCUGUUAAUAGUUGGCGCACUGGAGUUCCAUACAUACCUGGUGAAUUUGAAUUGAAGUUAAAUAUGUCUUCGAGUGGUCGGGUUGCGGCUCGGCCUUUGCGGUUUACUGAUUCGGGUACGGGGAGGAAGAAGAAGACGAAGAAGAAGAAGCGGGGGAAUCCGGGUUCGGAUAAGUUGGUGUCAAAGAGACAGUGUGUAGUGAGGAAUAAUGUUGAUAAAGUUGUGGAGAAUAAGAAGGGGUUUUAUAGAGUUGAGGAUUUUCUCAAGGGAGAUAUUGUUUGGGCCAAAUUCUCAAAUAAGUCCGCCGCUUGGCCCGCUAUUGUGAUUGACCCGAUCCACGAAGCGCCGAAAGCUGUAUUGAAGGCUUGUGUUGCGGGCGCGCUUUGUGUGAUGUUUUAUGGGUAUUCAAAGAGAGGUCAAAGGGAUUAUGGAUGGAUUAAGGAUGGGAUGAUAUUUCCGUUUUUGGACUACAUGGAAAGGUUAACGGGACAAACUAAAUUAUAUGGCUGCAAGCCCGAUGCUUUCCGUAAGGCAAUAGAAGAGGCGUACUUAGCCGAGAAUGGAUAUUUAAACUCAAGGUUUGUAGACAAGGAGGAAUGUUCUACAACGCCUGAUGUUGUUAAGAUUCCGGUUGAUAAUGUUUCUGAUCAGCUUCAGGAGUCAAGUCACCGUAGUAGUAAGAGUUCCCAUAACAAGAAGGAGAAACGAUCUUGUACCAGUUGUGGUUUGUUUUUUCGCAUGAAGAAAUCCAAAGGAAUAACAUCUCAACAGGACACUUUAUGUCAACAUUGUUCAAAGUUGCGGAAAUUUAAUCAAUAUUGUGGCAGUUGCGAUGGUUGUGAUAUAUGGAUACAUGCAGAGUGCGCCAAUGUUUCCAGCAAUGUUCUUAAGGAUCUUAAGAAGAUCAACUAUUACUCCCCAACAUGCAAAGGCGAAUCUAGCGUUGAGCAACCGGUUGUAAAUAAACCGAAACCAAAACACAGAUCUACUGAGAGUAGCGAUCAGAGUGUGUUGCCUGACAAAAUACGCGUCAUUUGUAAUGGCAUGGAAGGGAUUUAUUAUACUAAAUAUCACCAAGUCGAGUGUACGUGUGGUUCAUGUGGAACGAGAAAGCAAUCACUUGGUGAAUGGGAAAGACAUUCUGGUUCUAGAGCGAAAAAGUGGAAAGUCAGCAUUAGAGUCAAGGAUUCUAUGAUACCACUGGAGAAAAUGCUUACAGGGCAUAAUGUAAAUCCUGUUAAGGUUAAUUCAGCUGUAACUUUAGAUGAAAAAAAGUUGUUUUCAUUUCUACAAGAGAAAUAUGAGCCUGUUAAUCCACGAUGGACAACCGAAAGAUGUGCUAUUUGUAGAUGGGAAGAGGAUUACGAAUCAAACGCAAUUAUUAUCUGCAACAGAUGUCAGAUAGCCGUUCAUCAAGAAUGCUAUGGUGUUAGAGGUACCCAUGAUUUCACAUCUUGGAUUUGUAGAGCAUGCGAAACACCUGAGAUUGAGAGACAGUGUUGCCUCUGCCCAAUUAAAGGUGGUGCUCUGAAGCCAACUGAUAUAGACACUUUGUGGGUUCAUGUUAUCUGUGCAUGGCUCCGGCCUGAAGUUGCUUUUUCAAGUGUUGAAAAAAUGGAACCUGCAACUAGACUUCUUCACAUUCCACCUGAUUCUUUUAUGAAGGCAUGUGUCAUUUGCCAACAGGUUCAUGGUUCUUGCAUAAAGUGUUGCAAGUGCACUACUUACUUUCAUGCAAUGUGUGCUUCAAGAGCCGGGUACUGUGUGGAGCUGCAUUCAUCGGAGAAGAGUGGGAAAUAUAGCACCAAAUGGACUCCAUACUGUGCUGUCCACAAAACACCAGCAGAUACCGGCAUUGUCAUCAAGACAUCAUUAGAGGUAUUUUGUGCUAAGGGGUUUCUUGAAAAGCGGCAUCAGAAACAGCGUUUCAGGGCUUCAAGGAUCCUAUUGGGUAUGGAAAGGGAACUCUCUGGUUCAUCAAUGGUAGAGUAUGAUGAGCAUGAACCAAUAUCUGCUGCCAGGUGUCACGUUUACAAUAAAUCUCGUACCAAGGGAGAGAAGGAGGCACGGUUUCAUCGGCUAAUGGGGCCGAUCCAGCAUUCCAUAGAUGAGAUAGAUUGCUUAAAUACGCAAACAGAAACUGAAGAUUUAAGUAAUUUAUAUACGUUCAAGGAGAAACUUGCCCGUUUGCAGAGGACCGAGAAAACCCGUGUCUGUUUUGGCAGAUCUGGAAUACACGGGUGGGGCCUGUUUGCCCGUCGGAAGAUAUUAGAAGGAGAAAUGGUCCUUGAAUAUCGCGGUGAGCAGGUAAGGCGCAGUGUUGCGGACUUGAGGGAGAUACGGUAUCGAUCUGAAGGCAAGGAUUGUUAUCUCUUUAAGGUCAGCGAUAACCUUGUAAUCGACGCCACAAAUAAGGGGAAUAUAGCGCGAUUAAUCAACCAUUCGUGCAUGCCAAACUGCUAUGCAAGGAUUUUGAGCAUGGGUGCAAAUGAGAGCCGGAUAGUUCUAAUAGCCAAAACCGAUGUACCAGCUGGUGAUGAGUUAACGUAUGACUACAAAUUUGAUCAAGAUGAGCAGGAUGAACUUAAAGUCCCAUGCUUAUGUAGAGCCCCUAACUGUAGAUAUUUCAUGAAUUAGUUUCAUACCGACAACAUACCAGUUUUAUACAAAAGAGAGUAUACCCAUCUCUUGCCAUUGGAAGAGCUUACAAGUUCUUUUUUUUUUUUUUUUUUUUUUUGCUGUAUAUCUAACAGUCUUUCUCUUGUUUCUUUCUUUACAGCAUUGAAUAGUUUUUUUUGUUUAUAAAUUGUUUAGUUACCGGUUAUUGAGCUUCCCGCUUUUGCACA